This is a messenger RNA of Pteronotus mesoamericanus, 4317 nucleotides long. It is a transcript of the gene ZNF605, whose product is annotated as zinc finger protein 605. NCBI's taxonomy places the organism in Eukaryota, Metazoa, Chordata, Mammalia, Chiroptera, Mormoopidae. Gene Ontology annotation, biological process: regulation of DNA-templated transcription. Bases 291 to 2306 code for a protein of 671 amino acids. The transcript is spliced from 5 exons. The record is from RefSeq and is a predicted model, not a curated record.
UCCCAAGGGGAAAGGGUGUGUGACGAGAGGCGGGGCCGUGAGGUUGCGGCGUGGAGCGGCCCCCGUGACCCUGGCAGACCCGCGUCCACCUCGGCGCGCGCACCCCACAGUCCCUGGGGCCGGUGCCAGGCGGGCCCGGAGGACGGCCCCGCGGCGCGUGCGGUUCCUGUCCAGCCCCGCUCUCAGGAACAAGAUGACCGAGGCAAGAUAAGGAAGCAGAGGCCAGGUACAGCCCUGGAUAGAGGCCUUUGUCAGUGCGUCAGGACACAGAAGGCCGAGAACGGCAGAAAAUGACCAUGUCACAGAUAUCUUUUGAGGAUGUGGCUGUGGAUUUCACGUUGGAGGAGUGGCGGCUACUAACUCCUACCCAAAAGAACUUGUACAGAGACGUGAUGUUGGAGAACUGCAGCAAUCUAGUGUUCCUGGGUUAUCAAACUAUCAAACCUGAUGCUGUUUUCAAAGUGGAGCAGGAGCCCUGGAUAGUAAGCGAAGAAAUCUUGGGUCACCACUUCUCAGAACUCUGGCUAGAUAAUAAUCUCAAAAUGUGGCACCAAGAUAAUCAACACAAGCUUAAAAGCAUGGAGAGAGGCCAUGAAUAUGAUGUUUUGGGUAAAAUAUUUCAUUCAAGCAUUAACUUUGUUCAUUUAGGAAUGAGACUCUGUAAAAGUGGCACUGGUGAAAAAAGUCUGAAUCAUCCUUUUGAUUUUCUUCUUCAAAAAAACAACUGUGGAAGAAAGAAACUUGAGCUCAAUAAAAAAUUGUUAUUCUUUAUCGAAACUGACAGAACCAAUGGUGGAAUAAAGUUCUGUGAUUGCAGUAAAUGUAGAAAGAGCAGCAGUAAAGAGUCAUGGCUCAUUGCAAACCACAUAACACACAGAGGAGUCUAUUUGUGUGUGGAAUGUGGCCGAGUUUUUAACAAGAAGUCACAGCUCAUCAUACAUCAGAGAGCUCACACAGGGGAGAAGCCCUACGGCUGCGGCGAGUGCGGGAAGGCCUUCUCCCAGAAGUCACUGCUCACUCUCCAUCAAAGGACUCACUCAGGAGAAAAACCGUACGGGUGUGGUGAAUGUUCCAAAGCUUUCAGUAGGAAGUCACUGCUCAUUUUACACCAGAGGACGCACACAGGGGAGAGGCCCUACGGCUGCAGCGAGUGUGGGAAGGCCUUCAGCAGGAAGUCGCAGCUGAAAAGACACCAGAGAACCCAUACAGUGGAGAAGCCCUAUGGCUGCACUGACUGCGGGAAAUCUUUCUCCCAGAACUUAAAGCUCAUUACACACCAGAGAACACACACCGGGGAGAAGCCCUAUACAUGCAGUGACUGCGGAAAAGCCUUCUUCUGGAAAUCCCAGCUCAUUACUCAUCAGAGGACUCACACAGGGAAGAAACCAUAUGUGUGUGGUGAGUGUAAAAAAGCCUUCAGCAGGAACUCGCUCCUCAUUAGACAUCAGAGGAUUCACACAGGGGAGAGACCCUAUGAAUGCAGUGAAUGUGGGGAAGCCUUCAUCAGAAAACCACAGCUUGUCAGACAUCAGAUAACUCACACAGGAGAGAGGAACUACCAGUGCAGUGACUGUGAAGAAGCCUUCUUUAAGAAGUCAGAGCUCGUUAGGCAUCAGAAACUUCAUUUAGGUGAGAAGCCCUAUGGAUGUAUAGAAUGUGGGAAGACCUUCUUUGGGAAGUCACAGCUCCUCACACAUCAGAGAACUCACACUGGAGAGAAACCUUUUGAAUGCAGUGAAUGUGGGAAAGCCUUCACCCAGAAGUCCAGCCUGAUAUCCCAUCAGAGAACUCACACAGGUGAGAAACCCUAUGAAUGCAGUGAAUGUGGGAAAACGUUCAGUGAGAAAUCAAGUCUCAUUCACCAUCAGAGAACCCAUACUGGAGAAAAGCCCUUUGAAUGUAGUGAAUGUAGGAAAGCUUUUGCCUGGAAGCCACAGCUUCUUAGGCACCAGAGAAUUCAUACAGGGGAGAAACCCUAUGCAUGCAGUGAAUGCGGGAAAGCCUUUGUUCAGAAAGUGCAGCUCAUUAAACAUCAGAGAAAUCACACAGGAGAAAAGGCCUAUGGAUGCAGUGAUUGUGCGAAAGCUUUCUUCGAGAAGGCACAACUGAUCAUACAUCAGAGAAUUCAUACAGGAGAGAGACCCUAUAAAUGUGGUGAAUGUGGGAAGUCUUUCACCAGAAAGUCGCACCUUAUGAGACAUCAGAGACUUCAUACAGGAGAUAAAUGCUAUGGGUGCAAUGAGUGUGGGACUACCUUCAACAAGAAGUCACAGCUUGUGAUCCAUCAGAGAAAUCAUGUAAGAUAGAAACCACAUGAGUGCAGUCAGUAUGGAAAGCCUGCUAGCAGAUGUCUUGCCUCCUGAUACUUCUGAGGACACAGAGGAGAGAAACUAUCAAUGCAGUGACUGUUGGAAAAAAUUUUUAUUAGACAAGUGUCACUAAACAGAAUUCAGAAAGAGAUUUGUUUUUUUAGUAGACAAUACAAAAGCCUUCUCUCAGAAGACAAACUUAUUAUACAUUGAUAAGUUAUGUGUCAAUAUUGUAACAGUACAGAACCUUUUGGUUAAAAGUGAAAGCUCACUGAACAUUUAGAAGACCUAAACAGGAGAAAAACUGUAUUGUCAUAGCGAGUGAGAGAAAGAUUUCAUUAAGUAAGGAUAACUCACAGUAUACUAGAGAAUAUACAUAGGGGAAAUAUUGAGUAUGUCCAUAGAGGUUUCAGAUGGAGGAAUAGUUGUAAUAAUUCAAGGUAAGCAUGAUCCUAUUGAAAUAAUUCUAUAAAGCAACUGUUUAUUGUAUAUAAAUUAUAUAAAAGAUGGUCAUUUUUAAAUGGUAGAUGUGUUUUAAGUGAAGCUUUCUUUCUGCCAUGGUGGCAGAACAAAUAGAUUAACUCUCUUGCCUUAAACAGCUAAAAGCUGUACAAUAUAUAUGAAAUAAUGGUUUUUAGACAUACAAGCCCGGGUUUGUGAUGCAUGGCAGAAGGCAGACAAAGUGGUGGCAGUUUCUAGGCUGCAGUUCAGGGAAGGUAACAGACGUGGUAUGGCUGAACUGAGUAGAAUUGUUGAAUAGGCGUUUUGGGAGGCCGCCACAGCUAGAACGUGCAAGGGAAAGUACUGGGAAACAAGCAGCUUCUUAGGGAGAGGACUGCAGAAGUCUACGAGGCAUCCCCUGGAGUCUUUAAACUUAGUGCCAAUUUGCAUAUUGGUGAAAAGAAAAUUCCUGAGAUCAGAUAAAGUAGGACAGAAAGCAGGAGGCUAAACAGUUCCUAGAACUCAGUGCAGCGCUGAGAACAGUUCCUACCAGCCAGAGGGAAGCAGCUUUUAUCACAGGGGACAUCAUGUAGAAUUCGCAGACAGCUGCUGCCUUGGCGGUGAUGGUAAGUCACAUCAGAUUAAAAAAUGCUCUGGACCCACAGUGUCUGGCAUCUAAAAACUCACUGGCAUGCAAAAUAGCAGGAAAAUGUGGCUUAUAACAAGUAGAAAAUUGGUAGACAGAGACCUAGAAAAGACUGAAGUGGUUGGAAUUAGUAGACAAGGAUGUUCAUAUAACUAUUAUAUAGAAGAAAGCAUGAAUUUGAUGGAAGCCGAAGUGGAAGAUAUAUUUUUUAAAGCCCAAAUGGUACUUCUCAGGAUGAGAACAUCUUAAAAUUUAAAAAUAAAUGGUGCAAUUAACAACAGAUUAGAUGUAGAAGAACAAAAAAUAACGAGCUUGAAGAGUGAAAAAAAAAAAACUAUCCAAAUGAUGUACCCGGAGAAAAAAGACAGACGGCAGAGAAUGGUUACAGUGUGUAAUAUACAUGUGAUUGGAGUCCCAGGAGAGAAGGGAGAAGCAGCAAAAGAAAGUAUGUGACUAAGUAAUGGCUGAAAAAAUUCCACAUAUGUAAAAAGUAUAUCUCCACAUAUUCAAGCAGCUCAAAAAACAAAGAAAAUCAUGCCAAUGGACAUCACGUCAAUUUGAUGAAAACCUGUAUGAAUAAUAAAGAACCCAAAGAGGGGGAAAAAGGACAGAAAGGAUGUCAGCUCACUCCCAGCCAGACACUGUGCGAGCCAGAGGGCAAUGGAGUAACAUCUGCGAAUUACUGGAAAGGGGUGCAAAACCUUCACCCUAGAGUUCCAUUACCCAUUAAAGAUGAAAGCAAAACAAGAAUAAAAAAAGAGAGAGAGAAUUUAUAUCCUGUAGCCCUGCCUUCAGGAAACAUUAAAAGAAGGUUGUGGUGAGCAGAAAAAUAACACGAGGUGACAAUCCGGGUCUGCAGGAGGAAGGGGAGCGUUCCAGAGAUGGCGGUUAUAUGGGUAAAUAUGAAAUACAUUUUUCUCA